CAGAGUUCUUCCUGAGACGCCGCUAUGGUCCAAGAUAGACCACGUUGCGCUGCCACCGGAUGAUUCUGCUGACAUGGCGCGCGCGCAUGAUAAUAACAGCGGCGAAGUCCCGGUGGGAACAUGGGUUUGUUGGUCACGAUUCAUCCCACACGCUCCAGUCUCGCCUUCUUGCCGCUCCGGAGAGCUAGCCACCCUGCCAAAACACCACUGACCUUCCUCUGCGCACUCUCUUCCUUUCUUCCACGAUGAAGCAAGUUGACGAAUCUCUCUUGUCUGGAUCCGGCCACAUCAUGUCCACCACCACCACAACCCAGAUAUCUCACGAGAAGCCAAACAUCGGUGUCUACACAAAUCCUGCGCACGAUCUGUGGAUAGCAGAUGCGUUGCCUAGCAAAGACGAUGUCGAGAACGGCGAGAAUUUGAAGCCUGGUGAAGUUACGGUGGCCAUCAAGAGUACUGGAAUUUGUGGGUCCGAUGUGCAUUUCUGGCACGCUGGCUGCAUUGGGCCUAUGAUUGUCGACGGCGACCAUAUUCUUGGCCACGAGUCUGCAGGAGUCGUUGUUGCAAAGCACCCGUCCGUAACCACUCACUCGAUCGGCGACCGCGUGGCAGUUGAACCGAAUAUCAUCUGCGGAGAAUGCGAACCCUGCUUGACUGGCAAGUACAAUGGAUGUGUGAGCGUCGAAUUCCGAAGCACGCCACCAAUCCCAGGCUUGCUGCGACGAUAUGUGAACCACCCGGCCGUGUGGUGCCACAAAAUCGGCGACAUGUCCUACGAAGAUGGUGCACUGCUUGAGCCUCUGUCGGUAGCCUUGGCGGGUAUGCAAAGAGCAAAUAUCACAAUUGGAGACUCGGUCUUGGUCUGUGGCGCAGGUCCUAUUGGUUUGGUGACACUGGCAUGUGUCAAGGCUGCGGGCGCAGAGCCUAUCGUGAUUACGGAUAUCGAUGAGGGACGACUCAAGUUUGCCAAAGAAUUUUGCCCAUCGGUACGAACGCACAAGGUGGACUUCAGUCACACUCCAGAGCAAUUUGCGGAAGCGGUUGUCAAGCUUGCAGAUGGCGUCGAGCCGGCAGUCGUGAUGGAGUGUACUGGUGUGGAAAGCUCAAUCAGCGGUGCGAUUCACGCAGCGAAAUUCGGCGGCAAAGUCUUCGUCAUUGGCGUCGGUCGUCCAGAGAUCAAGAUCCCAUUCAUGCGCCUGAGUACACGAGAAGUCGACCUUCAGUUUCAGUACAGAUAUGCAAACACCUGGCCUCGGGCGAUCAGGUUAUUGAAGGGAGGGGUGAUCGACUUGCAAAAGCUCGUAACGCAUCGCUUCAAGCUCGAAGACGCGAUCGAUGCAUUCAAGGUCGCCGCAGACCCUAAGCAAGGAGGGAUCAAGGUGAUGAUCCAAAGCAUGGAGGAGGGUGAGCACUAGAUUGAGGCUAAGUUCGUGAUGAUAACCCUGAAGACGUUGCCGGAGUUGGCCGGUAUUAUCAGCAAUUGGGCGAGGAUUUUAUUGCCUGUGAGGGAGCCGUCUCCGGACCCAAGCAGUUGGGACUUGGGAGAACGACUCAACAUUGCGAUCGACUGAUCAACAGUCCGUGUGUUGACCUACGGGCGUACCUGCUUUUUUAUCUUGCAGCUGUCCCCGGCACGGUCCUGCCUUGGCAGUCAGCUUAGUCAUAGACUCUUUCUUCCGCUCCUGACGACCUUUCCCAUCAAGCAAAUCUGUCCGUCCUCUC
Cercospora beticola is the source of this 1722-nucleotide messenger RNA. RefSeq names its product NAD(P)-dependent alcohol dehydrogenase (gene LAD1). NCBI's taxonomy places the organism in Eukaryota, Fungi, Ascomycota, Dothideomycetes, Mycosphaerellales, Mycosphaerellaceae. The record is from RefSeq and is a predicted model, not a curated record. Gene Ontology annotation, molecular function: L-iditol 2-dehydrogenase (NAD+) activity. Gene Ontology annotation, biological process: D-sorbitol catabolic process.